CGGUGCCAAUUAGUCCUGUCAAGGUCGUGUGUGAGAAAGCGCGGUUAGUUUGUAAGUGGUUUGCUUUUCUACGUUGUGGUCACAAUCAGUAUCAAGCCUUUCAUAUUUUUGUUGGAAGGUGAUUAAAGCGAGCUCAAACGCAUGUGAAAUCGGUCAUUAAGUAUCAGUUAUCAGUUUAGAAAAGAAAUUAUUAUUUCUUUCUAUCAAAUAUCACUGUUGCAUCAGACUGGUUUCUGUCUAAGUUUAAGCAGCUAGACAUUAUCUCCAAAUCCUACUCAAUGUUUAUAGCUAUGUUUAAAACAACAAUAUUUUCUAAACAACAACUGCAGCAACAAUAACAUUGGACUCUAUAAACAGAUUGUUCAAUUCUUAAUGGUAUUACUAUCAUCAUUUAAUUUAUUAUCCAAAAGUUCAAAUCAUCUUUUACGAUGUACAUUUUCAAAAUCAGCAAUAAAUUUUACUUUAUUUAAUCGACGUAAUCCAUUCACUACUCGUGAUUCUUUCAAACGACGUACAUAUUUAUAUUAUACAUUAUCACUUGGUAUAAUUAUGACUGGUUUCGGUUAUGCUUCUGUUCCAUUAUAUCGAGUGUAUUGUAGUAAAUACGGAUCUGGUACAAAUACAUCUUUGGCAAUGGCUAGAAAUGAAAAAAUCAGAACUAUGAAACCAAUUAGAGAUCGUGAAUUCACUGUGUAUUUUGCCGCUGAUACACAUUCAUCAAUGAAAUGGAAAUUUAAACCUUCACAAAAAGCUUUAAAAGUUGUACCAGGUGAAACAGCAUUAGCAUUUUAUACAGCCGAGAAUCCAACUGAUAAACCAAUUGUUGGUAUUGCUACUUAUACUGUUAUACCAUAUGAAGCAUCAAAAUAUUUUAAUAAAAUACAAUGUUUUUGUUUUGAAGAACAACGUCUUAAUCCACAUGAACAAGUUGACUUACCUGUAUUCUUCUAUCUUGAUCCAGAAAUUAAUUCCGAUCCUCGUUUAACAAAAAGUUCAGAAAUUUUAUUAAAUUACACUUUCUUUGAAGCUAUGAAAAGUAAAUUUCAUAUUCCUGGAAUUACAACUACUCCAAGUUAUGAUGAUACACAAAAUUCGGAAAUUCUACCUACAAUAAUAUAUUUAGUUCAUUCUUAUGGGGAUUUUCGACGUGUUGGUAUUCAUAUUGUUUGGUGUCGUAUUUUUGUAUCUGUUUACUUCAUAAAGGAAAAUCAAUCGAAAUUUGUAAAUCAACGCGUCAAUGAAAUUGAAGAAUUUUUCGGUAAUUUAUGCUCUGAACUUGUUGGUUAUACAAGACGAACAUGUAAAUUACGAAAUAAUGGUGAUGAAAUUGCACGUAUUCUGUUAGAUUAUGCGAAUAAGGAGAAAAUCAAUCGAACUACAUCAGAUGCUUUAAGAAAAGUAUCCGAAUAUUUUGUCACAGUGGAAGAUUAUCGAAAUGCUGAGAUUAAUCGAAUUGUUGCUAAAGUUGUCAAUCCAUUAGCUGCUUAUGGUGAAGAGAUUAAACAUAUCAAAAAUAAUUUAAAAACUGAAAGUGCUGCACGUCGUAAAGAAAUUAUGAAUAUGCGAAAAUUGGAAAAAUCCAGUACAUUGGGGUCGGCUAGAGAUCAGGCUACAAUUACUGUACAAUCAUCAUCUGGCAAACCGGUUGAACUACAAUUGCACAAUGCAAUGAAUAAUGCUAAUAAAAGUACAAAUAAUGUAGAACGUUGUGUACUUGAUUUUGAAGGUCGUCGAGUAAAAGGUUUAAAACGAAUUAUAACUGAUUUCAUUCAAAUUGAAUUAUUAUGGCAUGCUAAAGCAUUGGAAACAUUAACUUCAGCUUAUAAUGCAAUUCAAUCUUUACAUGAAGAAGCAGAUCUAGUUGAAUUUCGUAGUACACUACUACGUUCUGGCAGUAGUUUAACCAUGUUAAAUAACGACAGUAAUUUUUUGUUGAAUCAACAAAAUCCCACCAUGAACAAUCAAUUAUCACCAAUGAUUUCUCCAUCAGUACGCAUUAGAGAUCAUCGAACCUAUCGUCCAGCAUCAUCAGCAUCAGCGCAUAGUUCAAUGAAUUCAAUCAGUGGUAGUCGGUGUAGUUUAACAUCGUCAGCUCGUAAAAAAAAUAAAAAUCAACCAUUACCAAAUCGAAUUCAACAACAACAACAGCAACAACAAUUACAACAUCAACAACACGAUCAACUGUCACCCUCACAUCAGUUACAACAACGACAGCAACAACAUUCCACCUUGUCACAUCAGAAUGAUGAUGUAACAAGUUUGUUCACUGAAGGAGACGAUGAUAUUAUUGUUGUUCAAAAUGUUCGUGACAAAGUUGAUCGAAGAAGUCCUGUGAAUAAUGGUUUACAAGAUCUGGAAGAUGAUGAUUUUGACGAAGAAGAAGAAGAAGGCAAUACAGAAGAUGAAGAGGAUGAUGAUGAAGACGAUGGUGAUGAUGAUGAAGAUGACGAAGAUGGUGAAUACGUGGUGGACACUACUACUAAUACUACUAAUACUACUGGUGCUAUGACACAUCAUUCUCCGACAAGAAUUGUAAAUCAUCAUCAUUCUGCAACAUCCUCAUCAGUCAAUAAUAAUAGUAGACUACCUGGAUCCCAACAGAAUUCUCCAUUGAAAUCUGCAUUAAAAACCGGCAUAUCGAAACUGUGA
Molecule: messenger RNA, 2649 nt
Organism: Schistosoma turkestanicum
Lineage: Eukaryota; Metazoa; Platyhelminthes; Trematoda; Strigeidida; Schistosomatidae
Source: the annotation of a GenBank genome assembly